Messenger RNA from Entrophospora sp. SA101, 408 nucleotides. The record is from the annotation of a GenBank genome assembly. NCBI's taxonomy places the organism in Eukaryota, Fungi, Glomeromycota, Glomeromycetes, Entrophosporales, Entrophosporaceae.
AUGCCAGAAUUGGCUAAUGCAAAGAUUGGAUUUGAUGAAAUGGACGAAUAUAAAUACGCAGAUAGCAUACGUGAAAAAAAACGAAAAGAAAAAUUAUUGGGAAAAAAAUCCACAAAAUCGACAGAAUCAGAAUUAAUAUCAUUAAAAAAAAAACGACAAUUAAUAAUUAAUGAUUCAUGGUCUGAUAAAAAAUUAAAGAAACAACGUAAAACGGAACGUAAAGUGAAAAAAGAAAAUAAAAAAAAUUCUCGUGGUGAAACUAUUAAUAAACACAAUAAAAUUGAUGGUGAUGAUGAUUUGGAAAAAGAUGAGUGGGAUGAAUUGCAAAAAGAAGAAAGAUUAAUCAAAAAGUUGAAAAAAGGAAAAAUUAGUCAAGAAGAAUUUGAUAAACAAUUUGGUGAUUUUUGA